UCGUUCAGUGCUUUUUCACUGUUGCUUUGCUAAUGUUCACUCGCGAACAGCGCUCGUCCGUCGUCUUGUCUGCAACAUAAACGUAACAAAAUCGUAAAGUUUUCGUACACAGCUUAUUUGAAAGGAAUAUUUGGCACUGUGGUGAAAGCAAUUGAGUUUAAUUGAGUUUUUGAUUGCGCUAUAGUAUCUUCUACGCAGUAUUAUAAAUUUAGAAAAUUUUAAACAAUUAGGAAAAAGAAAAAACUUUCGUACAAACAAAUAAAUAAAUUAAGAAACAUCUCGUUUUUUUUUAACAAACAAUCAACAGUAAAUAAAAAUAUUUUCCUUCAGAACAAGUGGCGUACAAUAUAUGUACAGAAACAACAGCUACUUGUAGCAAAUUGAGUGGCCAGACUAAAUUUAGUAACAAUUGUGACGUUUAAGCAAAUAAAACGUGUUUAUUUACAUCUUGACAUCGCAGCACGCAGCGCACUUGGAUUUUUAAGUGUGACAAAACAGUGAAAGGGCAUUUUAUUUCAAUCGCGCAAAUAAUAAGAAAAAAAGAAAACACCAACAACUUACGAUAUACAUACAUAUGCACAACUAUUGUCUAAUUGCUGCUUGAUCGUCGUUGAGACAUCGCUGUGACCGCGUUAGUUUCAGCAAUUGAAUCUCUUCACUUAAAGUCACAUAAAUAAAAAUUUACGCUUUAAUAAAACGCAAUAGCUUGGCGUACACGCUCCUCAAUCAGCUGCUGCUUCACAUCCAAAGAGGAAGUCUACAGAAAAAUAUUCAAAACUGAAGUCGACAUCCGGUGCGCGUUUUACGACCACGUCAUCAGCUUCAGCUUCAGCAUUGGCAUCAUCAUCCUCAUCCUUCCUAUCAUCGCUUCUCGCCCACAUUCUAGUUGAAUCGUUGCUGUUAUUCCUUUAAACUAUUUUGCUGCUGCUAUGGCAUCGUCAUCAGUGCUCGCUAACAAUCCAAUUUCGACACUAGCAUCGUCGUCGACGACUACGACUACCUCACCUACUCCAAUUUCAACACGUAAACGCACCUACGAGACUGCAAUCUCAAUGCCCGCUGUGGCAACAAUAGCUAGAGGAGCAACAGCAGCUAUAGCAAAGGCAUCAAUUGCCAACAAAAUGAAUGUGAAUGGCAAUGAUAUUGCCCUUAGUGAUAUAUAUGUGGAUGGUGUUAGUACUGCCACUAAUAAUGCAAUAACAAACAAAGAUUAUACACGCACAGUUUCACAAUGCGAACCAGACGAGGAGGCCUCUGGUUCGUCAUCGGUAUAUUACGAUAGUCCAGUGAAAAGAGAGUAUGUGCCGACACCACAACCGCUGCCGUCGAUCAGCAGUGGCGCAUCAGAUCUUGCAACAAUUUGCAAGCCCGCACCUCUGUCCACAGAUGAAGAGGCCGUUGUGGAGCGUGAGAAAUGUGAUUACAACUAUAAAAUCACCUAUCAAAUGGCGCGUUCGGGCCAGACGAAACGACGCGUACGUGUCUAUGCCGAUGGCAUUUAUGACCUCUUCCAUCAAGGUCACGCCAGACAGCUAAUGCAAGCAAAGAACAUUUUUCCGAAUGUUUACUUAAUUGUGGGUGUGUGCAACGAUGAACUAACACACCGCAUGAAGGGGCGUACCGUCAUGAAUGAUCAAGAACGUUACGAGGCUUUACGUCACUGCCGUUAUGUGGAUGAAAUUGUACCGGAUGCACCUUGGACUCUAUCGGACGAAUUUAUUGAAUCGAAUAAAAUUGAUUUUGUUGCACACGAUGACAUUCCAUACCUUGGUAAUGGUGUGGAGGAUAUUUACGCACCACUGAAGGCUAAAGGCAUGUUUGUGGCCACUGAACGUACGGAAGGCGUUUCCACAUCGGAUAUUGUGGCACGCAUCGUCAAGGACUACGAUUUAUAUGUACGCAGGAAUUUGGCGCGUGGCUAUUCGGCCAAAGAUUUGAAUGUAUCAUUCCUUUCGGAGAAGAAGUUUAGAUUUCAAAAUAAAAUGGAUGAACUGAAGGUUCGCGGUCGUCGCGAAUUGACCAAAGUGAAGGAUGAUAUCAUUACAAAAUGGGAGGAAGCAUCACGUGAUUUUAUCGAUGCUUUCCUUUUACUUUUUGGACGCGAACGUCUCAAUCAUUUGUGGAACGAAUCGAAGGGUAAAUUAAUACAAGCGCUUAGUCCACCUGGCAGUCCCAGUGGUUCAGUGAAUGGUGAUGACGAAGAUGUUGAUGAUGGUGAUUUCGAGGACGAUACUGAUUUCGCAACUGUACGCAUGCCGGCCAAUAUUGCGCGGAGUCGUGCACUUGAUAGUCCUACGGUACGCCGUAGCAGCGGCCGUGGAACAACUUCGAAUUUUGCCGCCAGGGCAGCCAGGUUAGUCGAACAAGAAGAAAAUGAUGGUGAUGAUGAUGAUGAGGAUGGCGGCGAAUAUGAGCAUAGAAGUGAUUAGAGCAAAUUAUAUAAUAUGAUACCCAAAUAUUUCGUAGGUAAUAUUAUUAUUAUUGUAACGCAAAUGCGCUAAAGGGAAGAGAAAAUAAGAGCUAAAUUAAAGCGAAACACAAUUAUUUGCAGACAUUUGUGUGUCUAUGAGAACUUUUCGUCAAUGAUGAAGCAUAAAUUUGUUAAAACACACGAAUUAUACAUACAAACAUAAAUCAGCUGAGUUGUGCUAGUGAAAGUAUCACAUUGACUAUGGGUUAUCCGAGUCGAUUCCGGAUCACAAAAAAAAAAAAAAUUGAAUUA
Molecule: messenger RNA, 2722 nt
Organism: Rhagoletis pomonella (apple maggot)
Lineage: Eukaryota; Metazoa; Arthropoda; Insecta; Diptera; Tephritidae
Product: choline-phosphate cytidylyltransferase B-like
Exons: 5
Coding region: 930-2429 (499 amino acids)
Biological process (GO): CDP-choline pathway
Molecular function (GO): choline-phosphate cytidylyltransferase activity; phosphatidylcholine binding
Source: RefSeq, a predicted model, not a curated record